AUGAAGCUCUUGUUUCUCUCAGCACUGGCUCUCGCAGUUCAUGCGGCACCCCAAGGCUAUAAUAUAAACACGCCUUCUGGAGGAGGAUUAUCUGCUGGUGGUCACUCAUCAGGAGGAAUCUUUGGUGUUGGAGGUUUUGCCAAUGGCAAUGGAGUCUCUGGCGGCAGCAGUAUCUCUGGUGGAGGAUUCACCGGAGGCAGCGGAAUUUCUGGUGGAGGAUUCACCGGAGGCAGCGGAAUUUCUGGUGGAGGAUUCGGCGUUGGCAGCGGAAUUUCUGGUGGAGGAGUCUCCGAUGGAAGCAGUGGAGGGUUAAUAAUUGGAUCUGGAGGCCCUGCAGGUGGUUGUGCCGAAGGAGAGAUCUUGCAUGUGGAUGGAUCUUGUGUUGUCCCCGUGGUUACAAGAAACGUCUUCUUGUAUGACGCUCCUGAACAGUCUCAGCAGUCAAGUGGACCACCACCAAGUCUUCCACCGCCAAAGGUUGAUCACAAUAUCCUCUUCGUACGUCUUCCUGAAGGAGGAGUAGGACCAGAACCUAUUAUUGUUCCUCCACCAAAGCAGGAGAACAUCGUGUAUGUCCUGAACAAGAACGAUGGAGCAGGCGGCCAGCGAGUAAUAGAAGUUACCGCUCCUCCACCUUCUGAUCCUGAAAUUUACUUUGUUAACUACGAGGAAGGAGAGAACCCAACUCUUCCUAUUGGUGUGGAUCUUGAGACUGCUCUCAGCGCUGCCGCUAGUGCUGGUGGUCAAGUCAUUGGAGGCGUGGGAGGUAUCGGUGGGUCUGGCGAUGGAGGAUUUGGCGGUAGUGGAACAGGUGGAAGUGGAGGACUUCGAGGUACAGCAGGCAGUGGAGGAUUUGGAGUAGGAGGCAGUGGAGGAUUUGGAGUAGGAGGCAGUGGAGGAUUUGGAGUAGGAGGCAGUGGAGGAUUUGGAGUAGGAGGUAAUGGAGGUUUUACUGGGAGUGGAUUAGGAAAUAGUGGAGGAUUUGGUGGCGUUAGUGGAGGAAGUGCAGGCUUUAGUGGAAGUGGAACAGGAAGUACUGGAGGCUUUGUUGGGGGCGUAGGAGGCGCUGGAACUCCGUCCACGCUGUAUUCUGGCCCGUAA
This is a messenger RNA of Penaeus indicus, 1101 nucleotides long. RefSeq lists its product as uncharacterized. The transcript has 2 exons. Lineage: Eukaryota; Metazoa; Arthropoda; Malacostraca; Decapoda; Penaeidae. Bases 1 to 1101 code for a protein of 366 amino acids. The record is from RefSeq and is a predicted model, not a curated record.